UUUGUCCUCACAACGUAACUUACUACCCGGUGCUAUCUUGCCGAUUUUCCCCUUGCCGCCGCAGGCCGUCCUCGUCGUCCUCGACGGUGAGUUCGAGUGACGAACAAGUCGGGUCCAUGAGCGCGCCACAACAGGUCGUAGCCUCGCCCACAGUCUUCCUCAAGUAGAUGUCAACGGACCUAGGACGCCAGUUACAGAUCAACUAUGCUGGUACACUUAUCGCCUUUGCGAUCCUCUACUACGACUACGCUCUCACCCUCAUCAAUGAGAUCACAUUCUUCUGGCCACCGAAGAACCGUAUUACUUGGCCUUCACUGCUCUACUUCAUCACCCGCUACUUCGCUAUCCUUGGACAUCUCCCUGCAUUCAUCGCCAGCUUCGUUUCCGAAUAUAAUUCCAAGGAGAACUUUUGCCAUGGCGUGCACACCUACCACUUCAUCUACAUCAUCCUCAUCCAAUUCUUAACCGCAAUCCUUUGCAUCCUCCGCGUAUCAGCGCUCUACUCGCAUUGCCGCGCCGUCCUCACCGGGCUCGUGCUCGUUAUGGUGGCGACCUUCGUCCUAUUAUGUUGGAGUCUAUUCAUGCCGCAUGACUCUAUCAAGUUCCUCGACGUCAACAUACCGGGCUGUAAUCCGAUUUACUCCGUCGCCGACGGCCGACGCUAUGCGGUAACCUGGUCCGGCGUUCUCGUCUUCGACAUCGCCAUAUUCGUCUUGACGCUCAACAAGGCGCUCAGAAUCGGCUGGCACAACCCGUACACGCUCUGGCAUGUCUUGUUGAGGGAUGGAACGGUUUACUUCGUCGUCCUCUUCUUCUCCAACGCCCUCAACAUAACCCUCUUCCUCCUCGGCCCCGCGCUCCACAAAGGCGUAGGCGCACUAAUCACAAACGCCCUCUCCGCGACCCUCGUCUGUCGUCUCAUGCUUUCUCUGCGCGCCGAAUCGGACCGGCUGGGUGUUGAGAGGGCGAGAGCGGCGGCGGAGGGACAGCCGGGGAUGAGUGCGUUUGGGGAGGAAUAUAUACUAGGCGAUGAGGACGGGGACGGGAGGGAUUUUGAGUUGGGGGAGUUGGAGUUUACUGGGAUGGCUGGGAGGAGCUUGAGUUUUAGUGUUGAUGGGUGUAUGGGUAGGAGUGGCGAUAGGGACAAGGAUGAGGAUGGGGAUGGGGAUAUAGAGUCCCGUGGGAGUGUGAGGCGUAUGAAGGUUUUGAACGGGAAGACGUCUGGAGAGGUUGAGUCGUCGUUUAUGGAUGCCAGGUCGGGAUCGGAAUUUUUGGGACUUGGGACGGGGCAUACGGCGCAGACGAGUGAGAGGAGCAGUGCGAGGUUGUUGCCGAAUUUGGAUUUUGAGGAUCGUCAUGAGCACGGAGUCAGAGUCGUUUCUUUGCCGGUCCUUCGAGCGGAUGAUGCGGUGGGGGUAGGGCAUGGCGGGGUAGUAGAGGUACGGAGGGAGAAGAAGAGUCUCGAUGUUUGAAGGAUUAGGGGGUUGAGAGAUCGGCUGUCCGAUGUGGCAGGGACACUGACAGCGCGGUUCGCUCUUAUUCUCUAUUCUACUGGGUUUAGGUUACGGUUUUUGCGCUAAUACACACGCAUUCUGGUAGGUAGGAUAAACAAUACGCAUAUGUAUUUUUUCCAUACCAUACAUCACUGCCAAUCAGAUCUAUAGCAUUCUGCAUCAAUA
Molecule: messenger RNA, 1679 nt
Organism: Stereum hirsutum FP-91666 SS1
Lineage: Eukaryota; Fungi; Basidiomycota; Agaricomycetes; Russulales; Stereaceae
Exons: 7
Coding region: 168-1472 (434 amino acids)
Source: RefSeq, a predicted model, not a curated record